AUGUGGAAACUAAUAACGUUAUCUGUGCUGUUGGUGCUGCCGAUUGUGAGACCUGAUCUCACAAUCCCAAUAACCAUUCCUGGAAUAUCUAGUGGAAGUUUGGAUAUUAACGGUAACGUUGUACUAAAUGUGAACCGCAUCCAAGAUAUCUUGAAUCAGUUUCAAUCGAUCGUCCAAAGUUUGUACAACAUUCAGUCUCCAGAGCUCGGUAGUGCUGCAGAAAAUUUUCGUUACGUGAUGGAUAGCUUGGUCGAAGCUGGAGCUCCUAUCUUCCAGUCGUUGUCAAACGUCGCUAAGAUAUCAUCCGGAAACAUAACACGAGAUUUUGGAGGAAUUCGGGAAAGCAUCAACUAUGCCGUUGGGUUGAAUCAAGAUCACAUGAGCUUAGUCAACAAGACGAGACAAAUUGUGGGAGUCAACACCUCCCUCUACUUUAAUGGAGUACUAAAUAGCUUGGCCUCCAAUUUAGGAAAUAUGUCGGAAAUAUUAACCAAAAUUGAAAGUGCAAUCAAUGGAAUUAAAGGACAGAAUCGGCCUUCUCAAGCAGCAAUCAGAGCCCUUUUACCGAAUGACAACAUCAAAGCAUUGAACGCAGUUCUGCGGCAAUAUAUUUUGACUGGGGAUGCUGCAAUCCCACAAAUACGAUCUAUCGUGAGCAGAGUUCAGUCGGUAGAUAAUUUCCUAAAUCGAAUUUCUAUUUCAAUCUAUCAACAACGCAAAUAUCUGAACAACACUUUGGCUCGUAUAGUUCCUUAUUUACAGUCGAAUGUGAUCAGUCGUUUUCGAAAUAGUCUAACGAGUCUACAGUCGCAGGUGGUCAGUAGAAGCUCUAGGGCGGUAAAGGCUCUUUCCAAUUUGAUUCCUAGCCAACCGAAUGGUUUAGGAGCAACUGCAAACCAAACUAUUCGUGUUAUCCAGGAGCUAGCUCGGAACGUAUCCAACGAUGCAAACAUUCUGCUGCAGCAAGUAUCGCGACUAUCAAUUAAUGAAUCUUUGCCUAAUGCGGUGUUAAAUGAAAUUGAAAAACUCUUGAACGAGGCAAGUCGAAAUUUGACGGUAUCGAUGACGCAACGAGUUCGUUUUGUGGAUGUGUGCUUUGCCCGAUUCAAUAGUGACUUCGACCAAAUACCUCGCAGUGCAUAUAUUCAGUUGUCGACUUGUGUUUGGGACACUGCCUCGGAUCUUUCCAAUGUAGCAAUUUAUAUGAAUCAUUUGAUUCUAACAGCCCUGGUCGAUUUGAACAACGAAUUGCAGGCAGUGGAACGCUGCACCGGAAUGGUUUCGGGGCACCCCUCUGAAAUGACCAAAUAUCAGGCUGACAUUUGUUUGAAUGACGCACUAUCUUACCUUCAGAAGCGAGAAGUUUACGCCAACCACAUGGCUAGUUAUCGUUCAAUACUUGGAAAUGAAAUUUCGUACAGUGCCCAGCGUUAUAGCUUCUGUAUGGGGACGACGUUGAGGCAGGUCAUAAGUCGGGCUGCUUAUUUGAAGGGGUCGGUGGAUAAAUGUUUGAGUGCAGGACCUACCGUAACACCUUAUUGGUGGUCUGGAUCAGUAAUGGAAGUCAAGGCAAAGGAGGAGGACAAACGGGAGGAAAAGGAGGAGGACAAGCGGGAGGAAAAGGAGGAGGACAAACGGGAUCAAAAGGAGCAAAUGGUGGUAGAGGAGCAAGUGGAGGCAAAGGAGCAAGUGGAGGAAGUGGCGGUAGAGGAGCAAGUGGAGGAAAAGGAGGUACUGGAGGAGGACGAGGAGCAGGAAGAGGAGGUACUGGAGGAGGACGAGGAGGAGGACGAGGAGGAGGAAGAGGUGGAAGCGGAGGACGAGGCGGAGGGGGAGGAAGAGGUGGAAGCGGAGGACGAGGCAGCGGAGGGGGAAGAAAAGAUUUUCGACAACGCCAUUUGGACUAAAAAACGCAAAUAA
This is a messenger RNA of Sabethes cyaneus, 1920 nucleotides long. RefSeq lists its product as uncharacterized. The record is from RefSeq and is a predicted model, not a curated record. Lineage: Eukaryota; Metazoa; Arthropoda; Insecta; Diptera; Culicidae. Bases 1 to 1920 code for a protein of 639 amino acids. The transcript is spliced from 3 exons.